Molecule: messenger RNA, 1629 nt
Organism: Misgurnus anguillicaudatus (oriental weatherfish)
Lineage: Eukaryota; Metazoa; Chordata; Actinopteri; Cypriniformes; Cobitidae
Product: amine sulfotransferase
Molecular function (GO): sulfotransferase activity
Source: RefSeq, a predicted model, not a curated record
UUAAGUUGAUUGAACUUUUUUUAAUAAAUGGUCUGGAUUUAUAAUGUUAAUGUACAUUUAAUUUGUUUUUGCAAUGCAGGCUGAACUUUAAUACUACGUUUUAUUUGAAGUAUAAAAUACAGAUAAGACUGGAAAAGUCGUGUUGACCUAUAAAGUCCAAAGUUUGGCCAUAAACCAACAGACAAUAUAUACCUCUUUUCUCAAUGAAACUUUACUCUCUUGCCUCAGGUAGAGUCGAUUCGGCACAGCUAGAAGUGUGAAAUGGCUCAACAUGAAUACAAAAAACUUAGUGACAAAUUCUUCACAUACAAAGGAAUGGUGUUUCCAAUAGAUGAAACAUAUGUUGUUACCACAGAUUUUAUUGACAGCUUGAAGGAGUUCAAAAUAAGGGAUGAUGAUCUCUAUCUUGUUACCUUUCCAAAAUCCGGUACGGUAUGGACCCAACGGAUACUUACUUUAAUAUUUGAGGAAGACUUUCCAGACAAAGCAAAUGAAACCACAUACGAGCUGGUGCCCUGGCUGGAGUUUCCGGAAAAAGGCAAAGAUUACGAGUCCCGUCCGUCUCCAAGACUCUAUUCUUCUCAUUUGCACGAGCACAUGGUGCCUAAUGAGUUGCAAGAUAAAGGAAAAAUCAUCUACGUCAUGAGAAACCCAAAAGAUGUCAUGGUGUCUUACUUCCAUUUUGCAAAAAAGAUGAAGAGCCUGGAACCUUUAGAGAGCUACGAUGAAUUGCUGGAUAAGUUUUUCACAGGAUGGAUGGUCGGUGGAUGUUGGUUUGACCACAUCAGAGGAUGGAUCUCAAAUAAAGACAAAUACAACAUCUUGUUCUUGACUUAUGAAGAGAUGAUCAAGGACCUCAGAUCUGCCGUUGUAAAAAUCUGUAAGUUUGUGGGGAAGAAUCUGUCAGACGCAGCGAUCAAUAAAGUGGUAGAAAAAGCAACUUUCAACAACAUGAAGAAAGACCCCAAAGCCAACUACGAAUUCCUGGAUAAGAACGUCACAGACCAACCAAAAGCACUAUUUGUGCGCAAAGGAACAAUUGGGGACUGGAAGAACUCAUUAACCGUAGCUCAAAGUGAACGCUUCGACCAGGUUUUCCAUGACAGAAUGAAAGACCUUCAUCUUGACUUUAACUGGGACCUACAUGGCUGAAAUUAUUUAUAAAUCAUUAAUAAAAUGAGAUUUAGUGCAGCCCGUUGUGACCAACGUGUGACUGCAUGUGUUAGUUAUACAUCCAUACAUCUAUAAGAUACUGUAUAGUAUGGAAAACAUUGAAAUUUACUAAAUAAAAUGUUUAGAUUUUUAUCUUGUAGUGUGAAAAAAACUGAAUUGUAUUUCUAAAAUGAGUGUGAAACAUACAGUACGCCACCAAUCAGUUUUACUGAAUGAUUACUCACAAAAUAUGUACGAAUUCCCGUGAGAUCAGGCUGAUGGUUCAGUUUCUUAAUUUUUACAUUUUGACUUUCAUCAUUUGCAAUGUUUCUAGUUGCAUCUUUAAUGUUUUGCUACUAUUUACUAUGUCUUGUCAAAAGAAGUAAAGGUUUUUGCCAAAAAAGCUUGCAUGCACUUAGGAGGCGUGUACACUAAGGUGUUUUGGCCUGCGGCCGCCAUAUUACAUUUGUUUUUACA